Molecule: messenger RNA, 717 nt
Organism: Komagataella phaffii GS115
Lineage: Eukaryota; Fungi; Ascomycota; Pichiomycetes; Pichiales; Pichiaceae
Exons: 1
Coding region: 1-717 (238 amino acids)
Source: RefSeq, a predicted model, not a curated record
AUGAGCAGGCAAGUUUUGAAACUUCAAAACCCCAAUAGUAGGUCACGAUCAAGAUCAAGAUCAAACUCUCCCACCAAGCUUUUUGGAUCAGUAACUCCUUCCGGAACAAGGUCAAGGUCAAAUACUCCAUCUCUUUCAGCAUCUCCGACAAAAGAGAUACUUAUGCCCUCAAGCACACUUCAACAAACUGAUCCCAGUGAGUUGCUCAAGAGCAGUCGUAACGAAAUUCGUAAAAGAUCUCCUUCAUUCACAAUCUAUCAGGAUGAUUGCUACUAUAGAGACACUCUUCAAUAUACCCAGCAGAAUGAGUUAGCAUCAGUAGAUGAUAGUGAUAAAGAAAACGCGGGAACAACGCAAAAGAAAGAAAUAACCCAGCCUGCGGUAUUAUCUUCCCAGAGAUCUCCAUUGAGUGACCUGUCGAUUUACCAAUUUCCUGGGUUCAUGAAUCUGCAUAACGCUGAUGAUAAGUCAUCAAUUAGCGUCUUGAGGCCUAAGACGCCCUUAACCACCACAUGGAUGAUUUCUACGGAAAACAAAUCCAAAAAACUUUACAUUCCAUCCUUCAUAACUCCACCAAAGAGGAACCGUGUUAUCAAGUAUGUAUCCAGUUUAAACAACAAGCAAAAAGGUCCAAAACGAUUGGAUUUUACAGACGAUUGUCGAGACUUGAACACAUUGCUUCCCAAGCCCAUCUCUUUGCAUUAUGACAACUUUUAG